AUGACUAUAAAUGGAAUGGUUGACUUUAUUCAACUGCUUUAUCUGGAAGAAUAUGAUCCUGAUAUUUCACAGUGUCUGAAAAAGUCAAGGCACAUUCACAAGUACACUUAUUCAAAUGAGAUCAUGGAAAUCGUGACUCUUAAAAUGGUGAGAGAGACAGACUUAAGAAAUUUUCUGGAAAGUGCUUCACUUUGCUGUUAUGUGAGUCCUAAUGAAUUUGUUUCUUUCUUUCUCUUUGUUGCUGCUAUUAGGAAACUGCUGGAAGACUGUUGUGAUCCCAGUCAGCUCUUUGCUAUGACAAAACAGAACUCUCCGCUGGGAAAGAACCUCUGGUUUGAUGGGGAAUUUUUACAUUCCUUUACUAUUGACAACGCAACUUACUCCCUUUUCCCACAGGCGACCCCCUUCCAGCUCCCAUUGAAGAAAUGCUCUGUGGUGGGAAACGGUGGGAUUCUGAAGAAGAGUGGCUGUGGCAGACAAAUAGAUCAAGCUGAUUUUGUCAUGCGAUGCAACCUUCCUCCUCUGUCCAGUGAAUACAGCAAGGAUGUUGGAUCCAAGACACAGCUGGUGACGGCUAAUCCCAGUAUAAUUGAGAAAAGAUUCCAAAACCUGCUUUGGUCUAGAAAAACCUUUGUGGACAGUGUUAAAGUCUAUAACCAUAGCUACAUCUACAUGCCAGCAUUCUCUAUGAAGACGGGGACAGAGCCAUCCCUACGGGUUUACUACACCCUGGAGGACUUUGGUGCCAACCAGACAGUGCUCUUUGCCAAUCCCAACUUCCUGCGUGACAUUGGCAAGUUCUGGAAGAGCAAAGGAAUCCAUGCCAAGCGUCUUUCAACAGGCCUCUUCCUGGUUAGCGCAGCCCUAGGUCUAUGUGAAGAAGUAACCAUCUAUGGCUUCUGGCCUUUUUCAGUGGACCUGCAUGGGAGGUUUAUCAGCCAUCAUUACUAUGACAAUGUGCUGCCUGAUUCUGGGUUCCAUGCCAUGCCUGAGGAGUUUCUACAGCUCUGGUUUCUCCAUAAAAAUGGAGUAUUGAGAAUGCAGCUAGAACAGUGUGAGCCGUUACUCCAGUCCUCCACUUAAGGGCCAUAAGGAAAGACAUGGAAGAUCCUCUUCAUUUUAAUUUCCACGUUCUCCAAAAAGAAAAUCAAAGGAGAAAGGGGAAAAUAUUUAUGGAUUUGUAGAGACCUUAAAGAUGCUUCUUGUUCCAUUGAUAAUGUGAAGGCCAAACAAGAGACAAGUCCUUCCCCACAGUGUUACAGAACAGAGAAAUAAAUAGUUCUCAUGGAAUUGACUCGACACAAGUAUGAAAUUACUGGUGGAAGCGGCACAGCUGAACCUGUCUGGUUCCCAUUUUAAAAGAUCAAUUUAAAAGGGGCAUUAAAGAUUGGAGGAAGGUGGGGCCUCUAAGGGCUUUUGCUGACUGUGCCAAAUGCUACCUGCUGUUGAAAAAUCCUUUUCAUUCCAGAUUAGUGCAACCCCCUUUCUUUCUUUGCUUCUUUCCUUUGUUACUCCUUUGUUCAAACCAGGGGUUGCUGAGUGUCAGAGCUUGAGGGUGCUUGUAGUCUGGUAAAACAGUGCCCAGUUUUUGUAAUAGAGCAACGCCUGGAUAUUGGAAACGCUUAUCUAACCCCAGUAUUGACACUACAGUUUACAACCAUGUUUAUGUAGCAUUAUGGUCUAGAGAUGGUUUAAAAACGGUAAUAAAUUUUAAUGAAACACUGACAAAUUCUUUGGGACAAUUUGAAGUAAAAAAUAAUCCAAGUCGCUUGGUUUUGACCUAUUGUUGUGGAAUAGCAUAUUUUGUCAUAAGGGUUGCUCCCGACCAAUUGACUCAGCAUUCUUUGUGUCUAAUUCCGUGUUCUUUCUUAUGUCAAAUGUUCAUUGACCUCAAUGGGAGUUUGAGAUGCACAAGGAACGGUGGACCAAGUUCUUCAUGUACUUGUAGCACAGACGUAUGCCAGUGAGUAUAGGUGUGUUUUUAAAAAUUUGGUAAAACAACGGAAAUCAUUUUUCCUUGAAAUGAUGUUCUGUUUGUGCAAUUAGAUCCCUUCCUGUUUGUACUGCAAUGCCAGCCUUAAAGUCUUAUUUUUUAUUUUUCUUCCCAGACCAUCUCUGGUCCAAGCUAUAAAACAGCACUUGGGAGUACAGGCAGUCCCUGGGUUACAUGGAUCUGACUUACAUCGGAUCCCUACUUACAAACAGGGUGAGGCAACCCCGCACUAGCUGCUUCCC
Molecule: messenger RNA, 2235 nt
Organism: Pelodiscus sinensis (Chinese soft-shelled turtle)
Lineage: Eukaryota; Metazoa; Chordata; Testudines; Trionychidae
Source: RefSeq, a predicted model, not a curated record